AGAGUGUCGGACGGGAUAUAUUUAGGGACGGACCCAUUCCGGAGCGGGUUGGCAUGCUUAGAUGUGCGUUUUGAACUUCAGAGUUGUGUUACUAUACAAAUAUAUCAAGUGACCAAAUAUUUAAAAAAUAAAAGGAAUUCUAGUAUUCCAUGACUCCUGAGCCCCCUGGCUACAUUUCCUGGAGUAUUUUCUGAACCAAGCACAUUGGUAUCUACUGGACAUCACAAUUCUCAAUUCUGAUCUUUUUCAACAUGCAUUUAUUGAAUUUGAUUAGAAGAUCUGCCUUCAAUUUGAUUGCACCGAAAAUGACAAAAUAUGGGUUAUUUUUAACAGUGCCCAGCAAAAUCAGUACAUGUGGAACAUUGAGGAUGAUUUAUUUGAACAAAAAUAUUUCAAAAGAUGCUAAUGAGAACAUAGAUCUAGAUGAAUGGAAAUCGGUUGUGCUUUCUGGCUUGGAAAAAGAAGCAUUUGAAAAAAGAUCACCUGAGGAAGAGCCUAAUAUAGCAGCUAUUAAGGAAUACAUUGACAUGUCUAGACGUUUAGGUAAACAUGUUCCAGAAAAUAUUACUGAAGAACAGUUAAAGAGGUUGAUUGAAUAUCCUUCUGUUAGUUCAAGAAAUAGGUAUUUGGCCUUUUUGUUUUCAAAAGAAAUGAAAAAGAAUGCUGAUAAAGAAAAAAAGAAAAAACAACAGGAAGAAAGGGAGGAACUUAGAAAAACAAUGGAAAAUGAAGAGCUAAUACCAAAAAGUAGAUUGUUUCGAGCCAUUUGGGACUCCUCAAUGGAUGUUACGUACAAUUGGAAAGCUGCUCAGGCUAUGAGUUUUGGCCAGCCUCUGAUAUUUGACAUGGAUUACAAUGAUAUGUCAGAGAGAGAAUUGCAGAAUACAGUGAAACAGAUGAUGGAAUGUGAAGGCGCAAAUCGUAAAGCUGUAGAACCAUUCCAUUUAUAUUACUGUAAUUUUAAAGAAGAUGGGCCAUACCACAAAGAAUUCCUCAAGCGUUACGGAGAUGCAUGGGACAAUUUGUUUGUGACAGUAACAGAAAAGUCCUAUGUUGAAUUAUUUCCAAAGGACCAGAUUGUCUACUUAACUGCUGAUUCUCCCACUGUAAUGGAAACAUUUGACCAUAAUAAAAUCUAUAUAAUUGGAUCCCUAGUUGAUAAGACAAUAAGAAAGGGAGUCUCUCUUGCUCGUGCAAAGCGCUUGAAGUUGGCAACAGCACAGCUUCCUCUAGAAAGAUACUUUAAUUGGAAAACUGGAGGCAAAGUUCUUACUCUGGAUCAAAUGAUAAUGAUCUUAAUAACUCUGAAAAAUACUGGAAAUUGGAAAGAAGCUCUAGAGUUUGUUCCAAAAAGAAAGCACGAAGGUUUUUUAGAUCCAUCUUUGCAACAGUUUAUUCAUAAACAAAAGAAUAGAAAAAUCUCUGAGCAAAACUUUAAAAAAAAGCUAUUGGUAGAGGAGCUCUCCAAGAAACGUUUGUGGAAUGGAUUGUGGGAAGAAUAGUAUGUAAAUCACCCAUGACUAGUAUAAAUUUCAUGUAAAAUAACAUUGUUCCUCAGAAACCUUUGAACUUUUACAGACUAAAUAACGUAGUUUUAAUACAAGAGGAUUCUGUAAAUAUAUAGGAAGCAUCACUUCUGACUGCUGAGAAAACCUCUGUAAUACACAAUGGGGCUGAAAAACAUGUUUUAUCAUCUUAAAGAGAAUAACAGUAAUUGUUAAUGUGUGUCUGUCACUAACUCCAAUGUAGUAUGGAGUACACUUUUUCUCUGCUUCCCAUUGCAUUGCAUCAUACAACAAAGUUAUGUAAAUGUAGUUUCCCAAUUUUGAUAGAGAGGAAUAUGUGGUUACUGUGAAUUUUGCUAAACAAGGAACUCAAAUUACUGUAAAUGUUCUGAUUUUAUGCAGGAAUGAAUACUAUGUAAAGAAUGUAAUUAUUAAAAAAGUGAAUUGUGUGGUUGAUCUUUUUAUUUUAGAAGAAAAAAAUACUCAAUUGUUUCAAUUGUUAUGGUAUUAAUUUAAAAGUUAGA
This is a messenger RNA of Thamnophis sirtalis, 2029 nucleotides long. RefSeq names its product tRNA methyltransferase 10C, mitochondrial RNase P subunit (gene TRMT10C). Gene Ontology annotation, molecular function: tRNA binding. Gene Ontology annotation, cellular component: nucleoplasm; mitochondrion; nucleus. Lineage: Eukaryota; Metazoa; Chordata; Lepidosauria; Squamata; Natricidae. Gene Ontology annotation, biological process: positive regulation of mitochondrial translation; mitochondrial tRNA 5'-end processing. The record is from RefSeq and is a predicted model, not a curated record.